Salvia hispanica is the source of this 1744-nucleotide messenger RNA. Its product is annotated as lysophospholipid acyltransferase 1. NCBI's taxonomy places the organism in Eukaryota, Viridiplantae, Streptophyta, Magnoliopsida, Lamiales, Lamiaceae. Gene Ontology annotation, cellular component: membrane; endoplasmic reticulum. Gene Ontology annotation, biological process: lipid modification; triglyceride biosynthetic process; phospholipid biosynthetic process. The record is from RefSeq and is a predicted model, not a curated record. Gene Ontology annotation, molecular function: acyltransferase activity.
AACAAUUGGUUAAACAGCUCUCUCUCUUCUCCAAAAUCUCUCUCUACAAAAGCUUCAAACUUGACUCUGUCUCUCCUUCGAUACGAUCACAAUCACCUCGUUCAGGUCGCCGGCGCUUGCCCUACAGCUCCUAUUCACCGAAUCGGCACUUAUUCACACACCGCGGCGCCGCUAAUGGAGCUGCCGGAGAUGGAUUCCAUGGCGUCGGCGAUCGGAGUCUCGGUCCCCGUCCUCCGCUUCCUUCUGUGCUUCGUCGCCACCAUUCCUGUCAGCUUCCUCCACCGAUUCUUCCCCGGGGGCCCCACCGGCCGCCACUUCUACGCCGCCGCCACCGGGGCCGCCCUCUCGUACCUCUCCUUCGGAUUCUCCUCCAAUCUGCAUUUCGUCGUGCCGAUGCUGCUAGGCUACGCGUCGAUGGCGCUCUGCCGGAAGUACUGCGGGAUAAUCACCUUUUUCCUGGCGUUUGGGUACCUUAUCGGAUGCCAUGUCUACUACAUGAGUGGUGAUGCAUGGAAGGAAGGAGGUAUUGACGCUACAGGUGCUCUGAUGGUGAUAACUCUGAAAAUUAUAUCAUGUGUCAUAAACUACAAUGAUGGAAUCCUCAAAGAUGAGGAUCUACGUGAAGCACAAAAGAAAAAUCGGUUGCUGAAGAUGCCAUCAUUAUUGGAAUACUUUGGCUACUGCCUCUGUUGUGGAAGUCACUUUGCGGGUCCUGUUUAUGAAAUGAAAGACUAUAUUGAAUGGACUGAGAGGAAAGGGAUAUGGCAGCCUUCGGAUAAGGGACGGUCACCCUCCCCUUAUUUCGCAACUCUCAGAGCUCUUCUGCAGUCUGCUAUCUGCAUGGGCUUGUACCUAUAUCUUGUACCACAAUUCCCACUUUCCCGAUUCACAGAGCCAGCGUACCAAGAAUAUGGGUUCUUGAAGAAAUUAAGUUACCAGUACAUGGCAGGUUUCACUGCUCGUUGGAAGUAUUAUUUUAUUUGGUCAAUUUCAGAAGCUUCUACUAUUAUUUCCGGACUGGGAUUCAGUGGCUGGACAGAUUCAAAUCCACCCAAACCCAAAUGGGACCGUGCAAUAAAUGUCGAUAUAUUAGGUCUGGAGUUGGCCAAGAGUGCAGUGCAGAUACCACUUGUGUGGAAUAUUCAAGUCAGCACCUGGCUUAGGCACUAUGUCUAUGAGAGGCUGAUCCAGAAAGGUAAGAAACCGGGAUUCCUCCAGUUGCUAGCUACUCAAACCGUGAGCGCAGUGUGGCAUGGACUGUAUCCCGGGUACAUCAUAUUCUUUGUUCAAUCCGCUUUAAUGAUUGCUGGUUCAAGAGCUCUUUAUAGAUGGCAGCAAGCCAGCCAAGCAGGUCUGGUUAAGAAGCUACUCGGUUUAUUCAACUUCGUUUACACCCUUCUCGUGUUGAACUAUUCAGCCGUUGGUUUCAUGGUACUGAGUCUGCACGAGACGCUCACUGCAUAUGGGAGUGUCUACUACAUCGGUACUGUUCUUCCAGUUGUCUUGCUCCUGCUAGGAAAAAUCAUCAAGCCGGCAAGGCCAGCUCGAUCAAAAGCUCGAAAAGCUGAGUGAAAACUCGAAUUGCAUCCACCGUUUCAUCCAUGAGAGGUUUGGGUUGAGAUUAUUGACAGAAAGAGAUUAGAUUCAUCUGCAUCUCAUUGUUUCUUUGUAUUUUAUGCAUUGGCAAGAAAAUCCCAAACAUCGAAUUGCUUUUCAUAAUAUAAAUUAUGGUCUUUUUCAUUUA